This is a messenger RNA of Paramecium primaurelia, 1514 nucleotides long. Lineage: Eukaryota; Ciliophora; Oligohymenophorea; Peniculida; Parameciidae. The record is from the annotation of a GenBank genome assembly.
AUGGCUAAGUAUUUUGAUAAUAUUUGGGAAAACAUAUUUGUAAUUUGUUUUGGAGUUUUACCUCUGCUUUAUAAUUUCGCAAGUUUGGCAUGGAAGAAGUAAAAUAAGAGUAAGAUUAGUGAAUCUAUCCAUAGAUUACAGAGCGGCAAGGUUAUAAUUUAAUGGAAAAAGGAAAAUAUUCAUUCUGAAUUAAUGUUCAAUUUUUACAAAAAUAGCUAUCUUGAGUAUGUUUACACUUUUGUCAAUAUUACAAAUAAUUGUCAACAUUUAAUUUCAUUCAGAGUAUGCUUUCCUAUUAGAUUAGUUAUGUUUUGAUAACAAUUAUAGAGUUUUGUUAGAUAAUAAAUUAUUUGUUAGCAGGAUUACAAAUAUUUGAAGAUGCCGACAAGUAUGGAUAAACAACAAUUGCUACUCAAAUCAACCUCAUAGUAUUUUAUGAAAUUUCUAUUUAGCUUCAAUUUCUUUGUUUUUGUGGAUUCGCUAUUUUCUUGUUUAUUUGGUAGAUAUAUAACAAAGAUAAAUAUGUAAUAAAACAUGAAGAUAUCAGCUGUUGGCUUAUGUUCAUCCUUAGAGGAGUAGGACUCUUGCUAUUUUCAGUGAUUGUGUUCUUUAUGCCAUAAGACAUAAAGCUUUUAUAGACUGUUGUAUCAGAAUAUAAAUAUAAGCUAUAAAUGCUUGGUGAUGAAGAGGAACCCUAGAUAAUAAGGUAAUAACUAAUAACAAAUGAAUCCAACUUUACAUUUUGCUAACCAGGUGAUUAAUUGUAACAAUAGAUAACAGAUGUUGAAGUGAAUUCUUAUUAGGACAACAAAGAUAUAAAUACAUAACGAAAAUAUAUCAUUUAUGAAAUUACUUUUAAGUAUUAAGGGAAACAUAAAAUAGUAUUUCGAUCCUUCAGUGAUUUUUUAACAUUUCACAGAGAUAUCACUUUAACAUAUCCAAAAUUCGAUUUCCCCCAAUUUCCUUAAAUGACUAAAUACUUAAAUUCAUAAGACAUAGAUAACCGAAGAAAACAAUUAGAUUUAUUUUUGAAAGCAAUAGCCAAUCAAUUUGGAAAUAAUGAUUUUUUUUUAGAUUUUUUGAAUGCCACAGGAAAGAGCUUGUAGUACAAGGCUAAAAUACCUUUGCCUCAAUAAUAAUAGUAGAAACCUAAGAAGAUUGCCACACAGUAACAAUUUUCAAAAGCCAAAUCUAUACAAAGUUUGAUCCCAGAAACAAUUUGGGAAGGACAAGAUGAUGAAGAUGAGGAGAGUAUUGAGGCAGAUACAAGAAAAACAAAGAAAGCUUCAACUUAUGUAAAAAUGCAUUUUGGAGAAGAGCGACAAUAUUAGAGAUUUAAUAGUGUUAGUAAUCUUGAUGAAGAUCAAAGAAAUUUUAAUUUUGAAAAACCUUCAAAUGGUAAGAUUUAUUAUCUAAUAUUUAAAGAUUAGAUAGGCUAUGAUUAAAUUUAGGAUAAUAGUCCUUUUGAGGAGGAAGAAAAAAAUUCGUUAUAAAAUGUGAUGAUAAUGUCGUGA